Messenger RNA from Dissoconium aciculare CBS 342.82, 477 nucleotides. RefSeq lists its product as uncharacterized. The coding region runs from base 1 to 477 and encodes 158 amino acids. The transcript has 3 exons. The record is from RefSeq and is a predicted model, not a curated record. NCBI's taxonomy places the organism in Eukaryota, Fungi, Ascomycota, Dothideomycetes, Mycosphaerellales, Dissoconiaceae.
AUGUUCGCUAAAGUCAGCACCGCCAUCGCCCUCUUCAUGCUCGCUGCGCAGGUCGCAGCAGCACCUCCCGCUUGCUUGAUCGCCGCUAUCAGCACCACUCAGAACCCGAGCGACGUCAAGUCCAUCUGCAGCAGCCCAUCCAACAUUCAGAGCACUCUUAGCUCUAAGUGUGGCAGCGACGCCAGCACUGCCCAGAACGCCUUCAUUGCGGUCUGCAAGGACGCCGGCGUGACAGUCUCCGCUCCUACCACCAGCUCCAGCACCGGUAGCAGCACCACUUCAGGCCAAACUUCUUCGACUCAGAACGGCUCUGGAUUCACCACCUCCACAACACCCUCCAAGACCGGCACCGGCUCUGGUACCGGCACCAGCGCCUCUCCCGGCACGGCGACUGGCGCCGCUUCACGAUUGGGCAUGGAUGUCUUGGGUAUGGCUGCCAUCGGUGUCUUUGGCGCUAUGCUCGCGGGAUCGAUGUAG